UUGGGGCGGGUAAUGGGAAGCGGAAGCUAUUUAUUUGUAUAUUUUCCUCCCGUUUCUAGAAAAUGAAAAUUAAUUGUCAUGUUGGCUGAUUAAAAAUCAAACUCGAGUUAAGAUAAACAUUGAAUUCGCUAAGGAUUGCGGUUCUGCUACAUCCUAAUCUGAAAAGGAAACCUGAUGUGUCUGCGCGCGUUUAAGCGCCCUCAGAAUGACAUCAAAUAGUCGACGAGAAAAUUGGUUGUCUGUGGUGGCGUUUGACCUUGCCUCAGUAAAGAGGGAGUGAAUGUUUUAAAACAUCAGAAUUGUGGGCGCGCUAUCAUUAUACAGUAUAGGAGCCUCCUGGUGGUUAGACUGCACGUUGAAUGCAGCGGAACACUGCACAGAGCUGAACAAUGCAGAUUUAAAACACCAACAACUAAAAAGAUGGCAAUAUCCGAAUUGUGGGCCAGCAGCUGGAACAAGGCAGGCCAUACCUAAUAAGGUUUAUGUCAUUGUAUUAUGCUGAAAGGCCAUAAUUUACCACAGAAUUGGUGAUCAUUGAAUUGACGAUCACCAACUUUAAAUGAUAGAUUUUUACCCCAUACUUUUAUCCCUUUUAUUGGAGUUAGACUUUUCAGCACAUAUUUAUUGCAUAAAGCAAUCACAUUUAUGUUCUAGGUACCCAAACCAUUUACAUUUUUCGUCAAAAUCAGAAUUUUUUUGGUCAAGAUGGCAUACUCAAUGGAUUAUAUUCAAGAGUUAUUUGGAGGAGAUGUCUUCAUCUGCACAGAGUGUGGAGAAGGUUUUAGGCAGUACCCAAAACUAGUUGAACACAUGGCCAUUCAUGGACUUGCUGGCUUGUUUUUCCCUGAUGUUUUAAACAGUAGUAAUGAUAGUAGUAUCAACACAUCCAUUGAGUUUGCUCUCCACGAAAAUGGAACUCUCACUGUUGUUGAUCGAUCUUUGUUGUCUAAAUUUUCUUUCUUAUUUGGAAAACCUGCAUCCAAGUCAUUAUGGUACCAAACCCCUAAUCAAGGUGCCUUAACUUCAUCUAAAAUGGCAGAGAAGGAGUGCAAUCAGUUUAGAUGUGAAAGAUGUGGACAAUUGUUCAAAAACCAAAAGAGCUUGCACCUGCAUCAGCAAUACCGUGCCCUAGAGCAGGGGUUCAAGUGCACCCUUUGCUGCAAGGUGUUUAAUGACCGGGAGAGUCUGCAGAGCCACCUUCAAAACCAUGCUCAUGAACGGUUUUAUAGUUGUGGACACUGUGGAAAACGAUUUUUAAGAAAGGAGGCCUUGUCGUCACACCAAAAACAAGGGCAUGGAUCUCUUGGUCCCAAAGCUUUGAUAGAGGAAGAACAAGAAAAUAGAACGGAUAGGUCUUAUCCUUGCAAAAUCUGCGGUUUAUGUUUCUUUUGGUUAUCUGACUUGCAGAGCCACCUAAACAGUCAUUCUCGUGUCAGCAAGUCCCCCAGGGAUCCCACACGAGAUCUUAAAAUACUAGAGGAGAAAGACAGUAAGACAAAUGAUAGUGAUUCACUUGAUCUGCCAUAUCGUUGUGGCUUGUGUGGAGUGGAUUUCAACCAAAUGUCAGAAUUAAAAGACCAUCAUGCAUUUCAGCAUCCAGAUAAGGAUGAAGUUCAGGACUCUUCAGAUUCACCAGCUAAAAUUAAACGGCAGUCCUUUGGCCACUCUGGUAUAAUACGUCAGAUGGUUUCAAAAAACCAAAUGCGACAAUUCGAUCCAUUAAGGUCAAGGACGAGAGGUAGACCUAGAGGAGCUAACAGGUUACAUUUUGCUGGUAAACUAUACUCCUGCAAACUGUGCCAUUGUGCAUUUGUGCACUCAAGCAGUCUCUCUCGUCAUAUGCGUUACCAUAAGGGUACUCUACAUGCUUGUGUUUAUUGUGGGAAACACUUUCCUCAAAGAUGUGAUCUCACAAGGCAUGUCGCCAUACACCACAGUUCAGCGCUACUACCAAAAGCUUGUGGGGUAUCAAAGACAGAAGGCAGGUAUGAAAGCAGUAAACAGGAACUUGUGAAAGCAUCAACACCAACUAAAGGUGACAAGGAUAAUGAACGAGAGGCUCAUGAAGAAGAAACCGCAUUGUCAUAUUCUUCUUUGCAGAAAGAAAUGCAUUUGUCAUAUGAUGAGCUGUCAUUAGAUUCUGAAGAAAGGAGAACUUUCAAGCCAAAAAUGAGCUACAAAUGCAAAGAAUGCUGUCGAGUCUUUGGAUUGCUUAGUGUUUAUCAGCGACAUGUUAAUUUCCACAAGCGAGAUACCAGCAAAAUCUUGCUCAGUUGCCCUUGCUGUCCAUGCCGCUUUACAUUCCGCUCUGCUUUGGAUCGUCAUCUUGAGAAACUGCAUAACGAUGGCUCUGUGAAGGAUAGUACAAAAUCUCCUGCGAUUAAUUUAGUUGAUUCCACUAUUCAACAUGAGGAAGUUGACGCUGAAAAGCCUGAUGCAAAUACUGAUGUUGGUAUGUUAUCUGAAGGAUUUUUUGAAUGCUGAAUGGACCCAGACUUAAAAAUAUAUCAACAUAAGAAUGCUCAUAUUUGAAUUAUAGUUAAAUAUUAGCUAAAGAGCAACAUGCAGGUUGAAUUUAUAACUGAAUUAAUACUUUAUAUUGUCUGCAGAGGUCUUUUAAAAACACAUAUGUAGAAAUUACUAAUGAAAUCUCAUUUGAUGUAGAGAUUUUGAUGAAAAUGUGCUAGGCUCUGGAAUACGCCUUUUCCGCUAUCAACGCGUCAUAUGACGUAGGGCGAGGCAAACAAAAGAGCUUGCGGUCAGCUCUCAUUGUGGGUGUUGAUGUAGUUAGAGCAGUACAGAAAGUUUUAGAGAAGCCAUAAUGGUAAAUUAUUGUGUUUGUGCUGGUUGCACGAAUUCCAGCCUGUCAGGACAUCGUGUCCAUCAUUUUCCUUCUAGAAAAAACAAGGCUUUUCGGUCUUGAGUGCGUUUAGUGCAGGUGAAGAGAGCAGACUUCACUGCCGCGUCUGUUACCACACACUCGGUCGUUUGUGGCGCACAUUUCACUCCGGAGAAUUAUCAACCUGGAGAUUUGUUGGAGUCUCGGAUGGGAUUUCGGAGUAAGGACCACGUGAGGCUGAUUACUGAUGCUGUUCCCUCGGUGCACUCGAUGGAAUCAAGUCCACCGUCAAAGUGUACACCGGAUUUUGGCGCUGGCUGGACUGGAGGACAAAGUGCUAACGUUAGCAGACAUUCUGUGCAACGAAAACGAGGACUUAGCAGAGUAAGUCUUACUUUUAAUUAUUUUAACUCUUAAUUUACUCAUAAUUAUAGGCCUGUGGGCCAUCAUAGGCAUGUUCGUCCACACCGGAGAACUCGGUUUCUUCAUUCGCAUUCAUUGUAACCUGAGCUUGAACUUGACCAGACUCCCUCGCCCAUCGUCACUUCCGGUUAGUGCUUUAUAGACGCGGAAGUUAUUUUAUCACAAUUUAUCUCAAAAUAUCGUUAAUGGCUAAAUAUAUAUUACUCCAGUUCAGAAAAUCUAGUUGUUUUAUCAUCAACAUACACUAUGCUAUAUAGGGGUGUCCAACCUGCAUGUUGCUCUUUAACAACUUUAUUUCCAGUUGCGUGAUUCCCACUAUUUUUUUAAAUGGUAUACUUGUGUAGUGGUUAGGUUCUCUGAUGAAACUCCUUUUGUGUUGCACUUGUUGUGCAUAAAAUAUUUUCUUUUACCAAAAUCUGUUUAACUUUUUCCCAUUUGUGAAUUCCUGUUUUUUUUUUUUCUUCUUAUUUGAAAAAGGACAUAGAAUCUGUGUGCAGACACAACUCAAUAGAGCCUUUUAUGAAGUCUUUUAAUGAGCAGAAUGUUUGAAAUUACUAAUGUUCUAGAGAUUAAUUUUUCAAACAAGGCAACCAUUUGAACUUUAUUUGCUAAAAAAUAAUUCUUAAGAGCACAGUUCUGCUUUAGUUAAAAAUAUAAAUAUUAUGUACCUUUUAGACGCACUUUCAUAACUAAUAGUCUAGGUUUGAUGUUUAACCCAAAAUUCCACUGUUUUGUUUUUUUUUUCUCAAAUUGUAAUUGUUUUUGUACUAGUAGUGAUGCAAAAUAAAAUAUUUUUACCAUUCUCAAACAUAAGUUAAACGGUUUUUACAAGUCUACUUUUACAUGAUUAUAUAUGAUUGUUUUUGUUGAAGAAUUGUAAUUAUUGAAUUUAUUAUUAAUGUCUCAGAACUGUAGAUGUUUGCAUGUUGCAAUACAUGAACAUUUCUUUAACUUUGUGUAAUCUAAAAAGCAGGAAAAAUGUGGUUCAAUUAAAAAAACACUUAACUAGCAAGAGAUAGACCAU
Messenger RNA from Xyrauchen texanus (razorback sucker), 4286 nucleotides. RefSeq names its product putative zinc finger protein 355P. Gene Ontology annotation, biological process: regulation of transcription by RNA polymerase II. The transcript is spliced from 4 exons. Bases 706 to 2484 code for a protein of 592 amino acids. NCBI's taxonomy places the organism in Eukaryota, Metazoa, Chordata, Actinopteri, Cypriniformes, Catostomidae. Gene Ontology annotation, molecular function: RNA polymerase II transcription regulatory region sequence-specific DNA binding; DNA-binding transcription factor activity, RNA polymerase II-specific. The record is from RefSeq and is a predicted model, not a curated record. Gene Ontology annotation, cellular component: nucleus.